CUUUUCGAGUAUGAUAGGUGUAUUUCGUUUUGUGCCUCCAAAAUUUCAGAUAUUAUUCAGCUACACACAGACAGGCCUCCCAAAUUUGUAAGCUCUGUAAAUUCAAAACCAGAACUGCUGCAGGCCAGUGGCGAAGUUAAUUUGUCAGAGGAAAACUCAAGCCAUCUCCAUGGAUAAAAACCACAAGUCGGAAGAGGGGUUUGGACGUUCAAUGUCUAGUAGCAGUCGCCGCGUCAUGUGGAAGCUCAACGAGGAGGAGGAGACAUUCGACUCCUUGGUCAAUUAUCGGCGGCUUCCUUCGCGCAGCCUAAACCGAAGUCAGGUGACCGAUGUGCCCACCAAGGGACACACUACCUCCGAAAAUUGCCAGCUGCCAGCGCAAGAGUUGGAAACAAAGAGCGCCACCAACGAACAAGGUGCAUUGGGCAUAAUGUCGGUUAGCCUACCGCAAACAACCAGGAAUUCCCAUCAAUCGUCGGCCACGUCACUGCCGGAGGCCAAGGGAUGCACUGCCACCGAAAACUGCCAGUUGCUAGCGCAAGAGGCGGAAACAAAGAACGCCAGCAACGAACAAGGUGGAUUGGGCAAAAUGUCGGUUAGCCUGCCGCAACAAAACUGGAACGCCAAUCAAUCGUCGGCCACGUCACUGCCGGAGGCCAAGGAGAUCAGCUCCAAAGAGCAGGCGAUCAUCUACUGGCGGCGUCUUUUCGAUGGUAUCCACAAGCGCCAGCGUGGCGAAAGAAAAGUUGCAGCAAUGCAGCCCGAAAAUACCACAGAUGUCGUGCUGACGUCCAAGCCAAACCUGGCAUUGCGCUACAAGCCCUCCCAUGAGUCGCUUAAAAACAAGCGGAUCAAGGACCUGGCUCCUGAACGAUGCCCGAGCACGUCCCGGGGAUCAACGUCCUGCAAACUGGUAUCGGACCUCAAGAUGGAGACGUUCAGCCUGCCGCCGCAGCAGACGUGUGUGGUGCGCGAGGUGGAGCCUCGGUUUGGCCAGCGCCGACGCAUGUUGUUGGCCAACGACACGGAUUCGUGCUACUCCGGCGAGCUGGAGGUCCCCAAAAACAGUCCCGUCCAGGAGCCAGGACCCUAUCCGCGCAGCGAACUGAUCAGUGUCCAUGUCUCGGCGCCCACCAGCUCCUCUUUUACGGGAGCAACACGGCGGAGUCUGUCUCCAACUAGGCAGCGCACUGCGACGAGCAAGGUGGCCGCCGGGACGAAGGGCGGACCAUCACCAGCAGUUGGGGGCAACAAGUGCUCGAGCGUCAGCAGCGGGAGUGCAGGUACCAGCCAGCUGCCUAAUUUCCGCCAGCGGCAGCAAGAGCUCCAUCGCUAUCGCGUUAUGAUCGAGCAACGGCGCCUCGAUCUACUCGAGCUCAAGAUAGCCCGCGAACGCGAGGAGGCGCUGCACAGCGAGGUUCUGUUUCACAAGGAACUGCAGAUCAAGGAGAACAUGAUCAAGGUGUACGAGGACAACGACUGCUCCAACGCCUAGGACUUCCUUUAUUCCUAACUCUUUCGACCCCAAAUUCAGAAAGGUAUUUUACACUUGGCAAUGGCCCUGGCCUCAGUAGUUCAAAACACUCAGUCAAAUAAAACCGAAAUUCAUUUAGACAUCCC
Molecule: messenger RNA, 1620 nt
Organism: Drosophila melanogaster (fruit fly)
Lineage: Eukaryota; Metazoa; Arthropoda; Insecta; Diptera; Drosophilidae
Exons: 2
Coding region: 170-1495 (441 amino acids)
Source: RefSeq, marked reviewed